AAAGACGACGACGACGACGACACCCAACAAGCAGAGCGACAUAAGCACAAACACCGGAUCAUGGACGCAGCCUCCUCCUCCUUCGACGAGGAAGAGGCCCUCAGCGCACUCACCGCAUCUACACGCAACCUCUUUCAUCUCCUCGUCCGCUCCUUCUACCGCAUCCCAGGCUCAGACAUCCUCAUCCGCUACAUCAAAAACUCGCACCAGAACGACCCCAUUCGCACCAUCAUCGAGAUCUUUCUCGUCAUUUUCUUGAUUCUCUUCAUCACGGGCAAGACGUAUCAUCCAGACUCUAAUGCAGUCACGCUCAGUGAGCGCGAAGUGGACGACCUCGUGGACGAGUGGCAGCCAGAUGAACUCGUCAAGGCGCCCUCCCAUGAAGACCAAGCCCUCAUUGAUCGUAUUCCAACGAUCCACGGCGCCGUUGGACCACGUACUCUCGUCAGCUGUCCUGCUGUCUUGCAAAAGCCAAAAGAAGUCAUUCAUCUUGCCUCCUACAACUUUCUCGACUUGCUCGGCGAUGCACAGCUCAAGGAACAAAACAUCACCACGUUGCGUAAUUAUGGCGUCGGAGCGUGUGGACCACCUGGCUUUUAUGGGACACAGGAUGUACAUAUACAGAUGGAGCGCGAUAUUGCAGAUUUCUUGGGUACAGAGAGUUGUAUUGUGUAUGCACAAGCGCUCGGCACCAUUGGCUCUGUCAUUCCUGCCUUUGCAAAGCGUGGUGAUGUCCUCGUUGUGGACAAAGGAGUCAACUUUGCUAUUCAGAAGGGACUACAAAUCUCGCGGUGCACCAUCAAGUGGUAUAAUCACAACGACAUCGAUGAUUUGGAACAAGUCUUGAAGCAAGUCAACAAGGAACAGCAAAAGCGAGGACUCACACGGCGUUUCAUUGUGACGGAGGGCAUCUUUGAGAAUCAUGGUGACUUGGUCGAUCUACCACGUAUCGUUGCGUUGAAGCAGCAGUACAAGUACCGUCUGAUCCUUGACGAAUCUUGGUCAAUCGCAACGAUGGGUAAGCAUGGUAAAGGUGUCACUGAACACUACGGCAUUGACCCGCGUAAAAUCGAUAUGCUCAUUGGUAACCUGACGGGGUCUUUCUGUUCAGGUGGUGGCUUCUGUGCCGCUUCUGCAGAGAUUGUCGACCAUCAACGCAUUUCUGGUGCUUCGUACGUGUUUAGUGCUGCACUUCCAGCCAUGCUCGCUACGCAAGUCUCAGCGUGCUUAUUGCGAAUGAAGCAGCAACCACAGCUCUUUACACAUCUAGCAGACAACGCAAGACUAUUCUUGCAGCAAGUCCUGGUGGGUGGCGGUCGUCAAGGUGGCGAUAUUUUAUGUGAAGCAUGGCCCGGUAGUCCCAUGAUGCACUUGCGGCUAGCGACACCGUUGGCAGACGAUGAAGAAGAAGUCCGCGUCUUACAGGCGAUUGUCGAUGAAUGUCUCGUCAAUGGCGUCUUGGUGACGCGUGCAAAGCAAGUCGAUCAGGAAGGUGUCAAGGGACUUGGCGAGUGUCGGCCGAGUCUGCGCAUUUGCGUGAGCGUAGGUCAUACAAAGAAGGAUCUCGAAAAGGCGGCGAGCGUCAUUCGUUCGGCUUUUGCCAAGGUCAUCAAGGCGAAUAGAUAGGAAGGGCGAAGUCAUUACUGUUCGCUUCCAAUG
Protomyces lactucae-debilis is the source of this 1659-nucleotide messenger RNA. RefSeq names its product serine palmitoyltransferase 1. The transcript has a single exon. Gene Ontology annotation, biological process: sphingosine biosynthetic process; ceramide biosynthetic process. The record is from RefSeq and is a predicted model, not a curated record. Bases 61 to 1626 code for a protein of 521 amino acids. Gene Ontology annotation, molecular function: serine C-palmitoyltransferase activity; pyridoxal phosphate binding. Lineage: Eukaryota; Fungi; Ascomycota; Taphrinomycetes; Taphrinales; Protomycetaceae. Gene Ontology annotation, cellular component: endoplasmic reticulum.